Molecule: messenger RNA, 3330 nt
Organism: Coturnix japonica (Japanese quail)
Lineage: Eukaryota; Metazoa; Chordata; Aves; Galliformes; Phasianidae
Gene: SLC22A23
Product: solute carrier family 22 member 23
Biological process (GO): transmembrane transport
Cellular component (GO): membrane
Molecular function (GO): transmembrane transporter activity
Source: RefSeq, a predicted model, not a curated record
GGGAAAGGGGAGAGGCGGGCGGCGGCGGCGCUCCCGCAGCCCGGGCCGAGAAAGAGGCCGGCGGGGCCGCCCGCUGCUGCUGCGGAGCCAGAUGUGCGGGACGGGAGGCGGCCAGGGGCCCGCGGGGGGGUGCUGGGGGCUGCCGCCGCCUCUGCUGCCGCGGCCGGGGGGGGCCCUUUAGCUGCAAGCCGGGCAGCCGCAUCGGGAGCUGCUGUUUUCUUCCCCUCCUUCCUUCGCCUUUCUUCUCCUCCCUCCUCCUCCUCCUCACCAAAACCGGGAGAGGAGGCGUGUUCGCAGAGCCUUGCUGCACCGGUUUUGCUUGGUUCGCUGUUGCCGGGUUUGGUUCGCAGGGUGAUUGGGCUGCGGGAUUUUUUGUGUGCUUUCUUCUUUUAUUUUUUUUUCCCCCUUUUUUUCUUUCCCUUUUCCCUCUCCCGUGGCCCUUCGCAUGCUCGGCUCUGGCUGGAUCCUUCCCUUUAUUUUCGGCGGUGCCGCUCGGAGGGGGAAGGGAGCGCGGGGAUGAGUGCAGCCUGACGCACGGGCACGGCGAGGGGGGCCCGCCGCCAGCCGCAGCCCUCCGCUCCCGCAGGGCGAGGGGCUCGCCGCCGCCGCCCCCUCCCCUCGCCCCGUUCCGCCGCAAGGUGUGCGUGCGCGGACGGCAGAAGAGGGAGGAGGAGGAAAAGCCGCCCUCCGCCUCGCCGGCAGCCGCCGGGCGCCAGGGCUGCCGCCGUGCUCCCCCCCUAUGUAAGGCCCCCCGGGCGGCCGCAUGGCGAUAGAGCGGCGCCGUGAGGCGGGCGGCGGGGGCCGGCCGCUGCCCGAGGAGAACGGCUCCGUGCCGGGAGCCGCCGCUCCCCCUCCGGGGUCGCCCCCCGCCGGGGUCGCCGAGAUCCAGGCGGUGCCGCCGCCCGCCGCCGCCUGCAGCCCGCUGCUACUCGACUACGACGGCUCGGUGCUGCCCUUCCUCGGGGGGCUGGGCGGCGGGUACCAGCGCACCCUGGUGCUGCUCACCUGGGUGCCGGCCCUCUUCAUCGGCUUCAGCAAGUUCUCGGACUCCUUCCUGCUGGACCAGCCGGACUUCUGGUGCCGGCAGGCCGACGGGCAGGGCAACUGGAGCGUGGCUCCCGGCCACGGUAACCGCAGCGGCAACGGCAGCAUCUUUCCCCCGGCUGCUCUGCCCACCCCCGUCGCGGGGAACGCCAGCGAGUGCGAUUGCCACGAGUGGCACUACCGCAUCCGGGCCGGCCUCGUCCAGAACGUCGUCAGCAAGUGGGAUCUUGUUUGUGAUUCUGCCUGGAAAGUCCACAUUGCAAAAUUCUCCCUACUUGUAGGAUUAAUCUUCGGUCAUUUGAUAACAGGAUGUAUAGCUGACUGGGUUGGUCGGCGGCCCAUACUGCUCUUCUCUGUCAUAUUCAUUUUGAUAUUUGGACUGACUGUGGCACUCUCAGUGAAUGUGACAAUGUUCAGCACACUCAGGUUUUUUGAGGGGUUUUGCCUGGCUGGAAUAGUCCUCUCCCUGUACGCAUUGCGGAUAGAGCUCUGCCCUCCUGCACAUCGGUUCAUGAUCACCAUGGUGGCAAGCUUCAUUGAAAUGGCGGGGCAGUUCCUGAUGCCGGGGCUGGCUGCUCUCUGCAGGGACUGGCAGGUCCUCCAGGCUGUCAUCAUCUGCCCCUUCCUACUGAUGCUGCUCUACUGGGUUAUUUUCCCAGAGUCCCUACGGUGGCUGAUGGCUACGCAGCAGUUUGAGGCAUCCAAGGAACUUAUCCUGCAGCUCACGCGCAAGAACAGGAUGAACACAGAAAGUGACAUCAAAGGAGUGGUGCCUGAGCUGGAAAAGGAGAUCACUAGGAGAUCGAAGAAAGUCUGCAUAAUCAAAGUGGUGGGAACCAGGAACCUGUGGAAAAACAUUGUGGUACUGUGUGUGAACUCGCUGACUGGCUAUGGCAUUCACCACUGUUUUGCAAAAAGCAUGAUGGGGCACGAAGCGAAGAUGACGCUUACCCAGAACUUCUAUGCAGACUACUAUACCAUGGCUGGGAUUGCGCUGGCAUCCUGCCUGGCCAUGUGCCCUGUGGUUGGCUUCCUGGGGAGGAGAGGAGGGCUCCUGCUCUUCAUGAUUCUCACAGCCCUGGCAUCGCUUCUGCAGCUGGGCCUUCUGAACUUGAUUGGAAAAUACAGUCAACUUCCAGACUCAGGUAUGAGUGACAGUGUCAAGGACAAGUUCUCUACCGCAUUUUCCAUUGUGGGGAUGUUUUCUUCGCAUGCUGUUGGAAGUCUCAGCGUAUUCUUCUGUGCCGAAAUCACACCCACAGUAAUAAGGGGCGGAGGGCUGGGGCUGGUCCUGGCCAGUGCAGGUUUUGGCCGCCUGACUGCCCCCAUCAUGGAGCUGCACAACCAGAAAGGCUACUUCCUGCACCACGUCAUCUUUGCCUGCUGUACGCUCAUCUGCAUCAUCUGCAUCCUGCUGCUGCCGGAGAGCAAGAACCAGAACCUGCCCGAGAACAUCCCGGACGGGGAGCACUACACCAGGCAGCCCCUCCUGCCUCACAAGAAGGGCGAGCAGCCCCUGCUCCUCACAAACUCUGAACUCAAGGACUACUCGGGCCUUCACGACUCAGCAACUGUGAGCGAUGGCAUCUCGGAGAACACCACUGCCAACGGGAUGAAGUCUAUGUAACUGGGUGGAUUUUCUCCUUUUUCUUCUUGGUUUUUGUUUCUUUGGUGGGUUUUUUGUUGUUGUUUUGUUUUUGUUUUCCCUUCUCCCCUUCCUUUUGUAUUUUAUUUGAUGCUGUUGUGCAGGAGGAACAGCACUUUGGGCAACGGUGUUUUGCGCAGGUUUUACGAACCGGCAACGGAGCAGAUGUAGACUUGGGGGAAUUCAACUCUGUUGCUAAAGCAACUCGUAGGAGUCAUCAGCUGUUGUGUGGAUCACUCUUGAAAAAAUCAUGGGGGAAAAUACUCCUCUGAGAAAGGACCUGGCUGGAGGUAGCCCUUCAGAACUCUUUUUUUCCUGCCAUUAAAUAUGUAUAUUUAUUUUGAUUUAUUCUCAAGAAGCACUUUAUUUCCUUUUCCUUUCAUAGAUCACAAAAAUGAAGCCAUCUUAUUAUAAGAGGUGCAGCCAUUCCAAGAAAGAAACCAUGGGGGGAGGGGUGGAGGGAAGAAGGGAGGUUGUUUUUUGUUUCCUUUUUGUGUUCCUUUAAAGGAAGGAGGUAUCACUGCAAAGUUGAACCUUGACUUGUGCAACAUUCUUCUGCCUGUCUAGAAAGGCAAAGCACCCAGGUUGCCUGCUGUGUUUGUAUACACCAAAAAAAAAAAAAAAAAAAAAAAAAAAAAAAA